Molecule: messenger RNA, 1890 nt
Organism: Cajanus cajan (pigeon pea)
Lineage: Eukaryota; Viridiplantae; Streptophyta; Magnoliopsida; Fabales; Fabaceae
Product: putative serine/threonine-protein kinase PBL9
Biological process (GO): protein phosphorylation
Molecular function (GO): protein kinase activity; ATP binding
Source: RefSeq, a predicted model, not a curated record
AAUGGACUGUAGUGUGGAACUUGACUUACAUAAACUUGAGACUUAGAAAGAAAGAAGGCUACAACAUCAAACAUGUCCAUCCAAAUCCAAUGAAUGUAUGUUACCUCUCAACAACCAAUAUAAACUCUCUCUCUCUCUUUUCCAUACAUACAGGAUCUCGCCUUCUCUGUUGCCAACAUGGGAGUUUGUUUGAGCGCCCAAAUUAAAGCUGAAACCAGCCCAUAUAACACCGGGUUCAAUUCCAAGUAUGUGAGUACGGAUGGAAAUGAUCUUGGCAGCGCCAAUAAUAAUUCAGCUAUCUCAGUGCCCCAGACACCUCGGAGUGAGGGUGAGAUCUUGCAGUCCGCCAAUUUAAAGAGCUUUACCUUCUCAGAACUUAGGACAGCUACUAGAAAUUUCCGUCCAGACAGUGUGUUGGGAGAAGGUGGUUUUGGAUCGGUUUUUAAGGGGUGGAUUGAUGAGAAUUCAUUGACUGCUACCAGACCUGGCAUUGGCAUUGUUAUUGCUGUUAAAAGACUUAAUCAAGAUGGCAUCCAGGGUCACAGAGAGUGGUUGGCUGAAGUCAACUAUUUAGGACAGCUUUCUCAUCCUCAUCUAGUGAGAUUGAUUGGCUUUUGCCUUGAAGAUGAACACCGCCUUCUCGUCUAUGAAUUUAUGCCUCGUGGAAGCUUGGAAAACCAUUUGUUCAGGAGAGGCUCAUAUUUUCAACCACUUUCUUGGAGCCUCCGUUUGAAGGUUGCUCUUGAUGCUGCCAAAGGGCUUGCAUUUCUGCACAGUGCUAAAACAAAAGUGAUAUAUAGAGAUUUUAAGAGUUCAAAUAUCUUGCUGGAUUCAAAUUAUAAUGCAAAACUUUCUGAUUUUGGGCUGGCAAAGGACGGACCAACAGGUGACAAAAGUCAUGUCUCUACAAGGGUAAUGGGUACCUAUGGAUAUGCAGCUCCUGAAUAUCUUGCCACAGGUCAUCUUACUGCUAAGAGUGAUGUAUAUAGUUUUGGAGUUGUUCUGCUGGAAAUGUUAUCUGGCAAGAGGGCAGUUGACAAGAAUAGACCAUCUGGGCAACACAAUUUGGUGGAAUGGGCUAAGCCUUACCUGGCAAACAAACGUAGGGUGUUUCGCGUGUUGGACACACGGCUUGAAGGACAAUAUUCAACAGAUGAUGCCUGUAAGGUAGCCACCCUUGCCUUGAGGUGCCUAUCAACAGAAUCCAAGUUCAGGCCAAACAUGGAUGAAGUGGUUACAUCUUUGGAGCAGCUGCAGGUUCCAAUUGUAAAUGGAGGCAAUCGAGAUUCUGGUAAUGGACCUAGAGCUCGUAGAAGAAGUGCUGAUAUAAAUGGAGGCAAUCAAAAUCCUUCUAGUAACGUGUCUCGACUACGUAGAAGAAGUGCUGACGAUAUUAGCCGUGUGGAGACUUCCAUAGCUUAUCCCCGGCCCUCUGCAUCCCCUCUCUAUACUUAAAUUGCAAAUACAGUAAGAAUCUUCAAACUUAGCAAAACUGAAUGUUCUGUGGCUAUGUUUAGGCCUGGGGAAAAAUCAUGCAUAUUUUGCUGGUGAUCACGUCCAUGAAUUCAGGCACCUGUUUUGCUGUUACACUGUACAUAUAUCAAUUAUAUUUCUCCUAAUAUAUUCCGCGCCAAAUUACUCUCUUGGCGAUUGCUAGUCCUCCAAUUAAUAUUUCACGUAUUCUGAGUUCUGUCAAAGUGCUUGUAACAAUCAUUAAACUAGAUGGAAAGGCAGGUAGUUUUGUAUGAUAGUUCUGGUUAGAUCAUUUUUGUUCUCUGUCUAUAUUAGGGUGGUGUGGUUUCCUAGUCUAUUUUGUAACACCUUGUUGCCAUGUGCGAAUUCUACAUCAAACAUACUAAUUACAUAUCUAAAGGCUUGUUCUCUAUUCUA